This is a messenger RNA of Saccharomyces mikatae IFO 1815, 2088 nucleotides long. RefSeq names its product salt homeostasis regulator (gene PPZ1). The transcript has a single exon. The coding region runs from base 1 to 2088 and encodes 695 amino acids. NCBI's taxonomy places the organism in Eukaryota, Fungi, Ascomycota, Saccharomycetes, Saccharomycetales, Saccharomycetaceae. The record is from RefSeq and is a predicted model, not a curated record. Gene Ontology annotation, cellular component: nucleus; cytoplasm. Gene Ontology annotation, molecular function: protein serine/threonine phosphatase activity.
AUGGGUAACUCAAGUUCAAAAUCUUCUAAAAAGGGUUCACAUUCGAGCUCCUCUUCGAAAAAUCCCCGUCCUCAAGUGUCGAGAACUGAGACUUCCCAUUCUGUGAAGUCCACGAAAUCAAAUAAAUCAUCGAGAUCAAGGCGAUCCCUUCCUUCAUCGUCCACUACGAAUACUAAUUUAAACAUCGCCGAUCCCUCCACUCCAUCGAAGUCAAAUCUUGAAGUUAACCAUCAACGACAUAGCUCACACACAAAUCGUUACCAUUUUCCCUCUAGUUCACAUUCGCAUUCCAAUUCUCAAAACGAAUUGUUAACUACUCCUUCAUCCUCUUCUACAAAGAGGCCUUCUACUUCAAGAAGGUCAAGUUAUAAUACAAAGGCAGCCGCUGAUUUACCUCCUUCAAUGAUCCAAAUGGAACCUAAAUCGCCUAUCUUAAAAACGAAUAAUAGCAGUGCACACGUGUCUAAGCAUAAGUCUCCAUAUUCUUCUACUUAUUAUGAGAACGCCUUAACAGAUGAUGAUAAUGAUGAUAAAGAUAACGAUAUCUCACAAACUAAAAGGGUUUCCAGAUCUUCAAAUUCUCGUCCGUCGAGCAUAAGAAGUGGUUCAGUGUCAAGAAGAAAGUCAGAUGUGACUCAUGAAGAGGCUAAUAAUGGAUUGAACCCCUCUAACAAUCAGGAAAAUUACCUGGUACAGGCAUUGACUCGGUCCAAUUCCCAUGCUUCUUCAUUACAUAGUAGAAAAUCUUCGUUUGGGUCGGACGGUAAUACUGCUUAUAGUACCCCAUUAAAUUCCCCAGGCUUAUCCAAACUAAUAGACCAUUCCGGUGAGUAUUUCACCUCUAAUUCAACAUCCUCGUUGAAUCACCAUUCAAGCCGCGAUAUUUACCCAAGCAAACUCCUCAACCACGAUGACGACAUUGAAAACUCGUCUCAACUGAGUGAAUCCCAUGCCUCAACGGAGAAUAUUAAUGAUAAGCUUAAAACCACCACAAAUAACAUAAAAGAUCCGAAUGAGGAAUUCGAUGAUAUAAUGCACUCUUCUGCAAAUAAGAAUGCCACAAAAAAAUUUAAAAAACCUAUUGAUAUUGAUGAAACUAUUCAAAAAUUAUUAGAUGCGGGCUAUGCUGCUAAGAGAACAAAAAAUGUUUGUUUGAAGAACAACGAAAUUUUACAGAUUUGCAUCAAGGCUCGUGAAAUCUUUCUUUCUCAACCCUCCUUAUUAGAACUCUCUCCUCCUGUGAAAAUUGUAGGCGACGUUCAUGGCCAAUAUGGUGAUCUAUUGAGGCUCUUCACUAAAUGUGGGUUUCCACCAUCAUCAAAUUAUUUAUUCCUAGGUGACUAUGUGGACCGUGGCAAACAGUCGCUGGAAACAAUAUUAUUGUUGUUUUGUUACAAAAUAAAAUAUCCAGAAAAUUUCUUUCUAUUAAGAGGCAACCAUGAAUGCGCCAACGUUACGAGAGUUUAUGGAUUUUAUGACGAAUGUAAACGUCGCUGUAACAUCAAAAUUUGGAAAACUUUUAUCGAUACCUUCAAUACAUUACCAUUGGCCGCCAUUGUCGCUGGUAAAAUUUUUUGUGUUCAUGGUGGAUUGUCACCAGUUUUAAAUUCUAUGGAUGAAAUCAGACAUGUUGUUAGGCCCACUGAUGUGCCUGAUUUUGGUUUAAUCAAUGAUCUUUUAUGGUCUGAUCCAACAGAUUCACCUAAUGAAUGGGAGGAUAAUGAACGUGGUGUAAGUUACUGUUACAAUAAGGUGGCCAUUAACAAAUUCUUGAACAAGUUCGGCUUUGAUUUGGUUUGUAGAGCCCACAUGGUUGUGGAGGAUGGUUAUGAAUUUUUCAAUGAUAGAAGUCUUGUUACUGUAUUUUCUGCACCGAACUAUUGCGGAGAAUUUGAUAAUUGGGGAGCCGUAAUGAGCGUAAGUGAAGGUUUGUUAUGUUCUUUUGAAUUGUUAGAUCCCCUAGAUAGCGCCGCCUUGAAACAAGUUAUGAAGAAAGGCAGACAGGAAAGAAAACUGGCUAACCAACAGCAGCAGAUGAUGGAAACAAGCACGAUAAAUGACAACGAAUCUCAACAGCAAGUUUACUGA